AGGCGGGUGCAGUGAGGUAUAGACAGGUGAGCGGAUCUCGGGUGCUCAGGCCUCGCGACACCUCUGGGUCCUGCCUUGCCCUGCAGCCCACACGCACGGCCCUCCUCACGGCCCCUUCUUUUGCCCUCUGUAAGGCAAAAGGACCUUCUAGGUCCAGCUGGGGGGCAGAGAGCAGCAGCCAGGAAGGAUCUGACCCCUUUGGCCGGACAUGGCGACAGGUGGGUUGAAAGAUGAGCCACUAAACAUGAUCCUAUGGGGGGGGGGGGGGGGGGGGGACGACCAGCUCAGUUUCGGUCCCUAGCGUUUGCAAGCAUGACUGCGCGGCUUUAUAUAGCUCGGUACACCCUAUAUAAGCGGGAAGUGGGGUGUCCGUCAGGCGGCAGAGCCUGCACACCCCUCACCGUGCCGCAGGGUCCCCCCGGGGGGCGGCCCGCCUCAGGCCUCACGAUGCCCAGCAGAACGGUCCGCUAUUCGCGCUACAGCCCCCAGCAGCGGCGGCGGCGGCUGCUGGCGGAGCGCAGCGUGCGCUUUCCUAACGACGUCCUCUUCCUGGACCACAUCCGCCAGGGCGACUUGGCACAGGUGGGCCGGUUCAUCCGGGCUAGGAAAGUCUCCCUGGACACCAUCCACCCCUCGGGCCUGGCUGCUCUGCACGAGGCCGUGCUUUCUGGAAACCUGGAGUGCGUGAAGCUGCUGGUCAGAUACGGCGCCGACAUCCACCAGCGCGACGAGGCCGGCUGGACGCCCCUGCACAUCGCCUGCAGCGACGGGCACCCCGACAUCGCCAGGUACCUCAUCUCCCUGGGGGCGGACCGGGGCGCGGCCAACGACGACGGGGCCCUGCCCGGCGACCUCGUCGACCCGGACUUCAAGGACCUGGUGGAGCUCCUCCAAGGCGCCAGGAUGGGCUGAGGGGCCGCGGGAGGCCGCUCGCGGCUCCGGGCGCCCCCCGCCCCCCGCCCCCCGCCCCCGCUCCGCACGGACUGGCUGCCCCGCCCGCCGACUUUUUUACGCUGCACUUUGUACUUUUCCAUAAACACGGUUCCCAA
Messenger RNA from Perognathus longimembris pacificus (Pacific pocket mouse), 1049 nucleotides. It is a transcript of the gene Ppp1r27, whose product is annotated as protein phosphatase 1 regulatory subunit 27. The record is from RefSeq and is a predicted model, not a curated record. Gene Ontology annotation, molecular function: phosphatase binding. The transcript is spliced from 3 exons. Lineage: Eukaryota; Metazoa; Chordata; Mammalia; Rodentia; Heteromyidae. The coding region runs from base 253 to 912 and encodes 219 amino acids.